Protobothrops mucrosquamatus (brown spotted pit viper) is the source of this 2440-nucleotide messenger RNA. RefSeq names its product NFKB activating protein (gene NKAP). Gene Ontology annotation, biological process: regulation of gene expression. The record is from RefSeq and is a predicted model, not a curated record. Lineage: Eukaryota; Metazoa; Chordata; Lepidosauria; Squamata; Viperidae. The transcript has 9 exons. Gene Ontology annotation, molecular function: chromatin binding. Bases 1 to 1041 code for a protein of 346 amino acids. Gene Ontology annotation, cellular component: nucleus.
AUGGUGUCGCGCUCGCGGAGCCCCGCGGACUCCCCGGGCUCCCGUCGGGGACGAGACAACGGCUCGGCCAGCCCUUCCCCAUCCCGGCACAGCCGCAGCCGCCGGUCUCGCUCUCGGGAGCGCAACGGCUUCCGGCAGCGGCUGGGGCGCCCGCACCACUUCGGUUACCGGCACGACCCGGAGCACUACGGCAAGGAGCAGGAGGAGUCGCUGCGGCAGAGACGACUAAAUGAGAGAGAACGAAUAGGCGAACUAGGAGCACCUGAAAUCUGGGGAUUCUCACCAAAACUUCCUGAGCCAGACUCUGACGAACAUACUCCCGCAGAAGACGAAGAAGGAUCAUCUAAAAAAAGCACCUCCUCCGAAUCCAGCUCAGAAGAGGAAGAGAAGAAAAGAAAGAAAAAGAAAAAGAAGAAAAAGGCUGCAGCGCGUAAGUUUCCUUCUUGUCUCCCUUUUUUCCUACGUAAUACUUCAGGUGAGGAGGAGAAAAGAAGAGCCAAGAAGAAGAGAAAGAAGCAUAGAAAGAAAAAGAGCAAGAAAAAGAAGAAUAAGAAGAGCAGGAAGGAUUCCAGUGACUCGAGCAGCGAAGAUUCGGACGAGAGAGCUGAGUGUGGAGAGGAGCUCUGGAUUGAGAGAUCAAAAAAUACAGACGCCGUGGAUUUUAUUGGUCCAGAAGCUCCCAUCAGUCACGCUUCUCAGGACGAGCGCCCUUUGAACUACGGUCACGCUUUGCUGCCCGGUGAAGGGGCUGCCAUGGCCGAGUACGUAAAGGCGGGCAAGCGGAUUCCUAGGAGAGGCGAAAUAGGACUUACCAGUGAAGAAAUUGCUUCCUUUGAGAAAUCUGGCUAUGUUAUGAGUGGCAGCAGGCAUCGGCGUAUGGAAGCGGUGCGUCUGCGGAAAGAGAACCAGAUCUACAGCGCGGACGAGAAGAGAGCCCUGGCUUCUUUCAACCAGGAAGAAAGGCGAAAGAGAGAAAACAAGAUCCUAGCCAGCUUCCGGGAAAUGGUCUACCGAAAAACGAAGGGCAAAGAUGAGAAAUGAACGACGUAUCCUCCCGAGUGACGGGCAAACGGGUGGGUCCUGACAUUGGCUUGUGCCAUAGGAAAUUUUGGGGGAAACAGUCCAUAGAUAUCCAGCCAAGAACCCUAAUUGGCCUGGUGAGGUCUUGGAACUAACUUGCAGGAUCUAUCCAACUUGCAACCCAAGGCAGGGAAACCAAAGCAGGCCAGUCAGCACCACCACAAUGCCAAAAAGCUACUGGGAUACUGUUGCUUUUUUGUGUUUGAGAAAAUAGCACUUUAAAAAAAAAAUCAGCUGAGGCAAAAACUUCCAUCAAUAGGGGUUCAGUAAAGUCUGUUUUCUAUCGACUUUGACAAGAAGAAAAUAUUAAGUCCGGAACGGAACAAGAAGAUCUCUUGUAGGAUGAGUGUAUUUUGUGAAAAAUGGCCAGAACAUACCCUGGGCCUAACUCUGUGCACCCAAAAGGCAGAAAUAGCUUUAAUGUUGACAGUUGCCUUUAUAAGCUUCCUGCCUCGAACAGACACACAAAUAGGAGUGGAUUGUUAAAACAGGGAAAAAUUGUAAUCUCGUUUUGUGGCUCAGACUGUCAAAAGCGUGGGUCGUCUCCUCCUUGUAAAUAGGAUCAGUAAAUCUGUCAUUUUGAGAUUCUUUGCAGAUUUAGUACUAUGUUAAAGUCUAGCUCAUAAUUUUGCAAAAGAGAAUGCUUUGAGGAUCAUCAAUAUAUUUCUCGCUCGAUUAAGUGUAAAUAGUUUUUUUUAGCAACGCAGAGGAGAUAAAUAUCCAUCUGAAUAAGUUUUUUUUAACCUUUACGUUUCUUCAAUGGCUUCAUCUACAGCCUAAAUAAAAUAUGUGGAUUGGAAUUCAUAGUUCCAUGUGCCAACUGCCACCUACUGGGGAGGGGGGGUGAGUUUCUGUUCCCUUUUUAAAUUUUUUAGUGCACCAUAAACUUUAGAAGCAUAUCUGGAGCUACAUUUUGAAACUAGGAAGAAAAGAAAUCCCAAUGUAAAUGCACCCCAGUAUCAAGGACAGCUUUUAUUGACUGCAUUCUGGACGGUCUUUUUUUGUUUUGUUUUGUUUUGUUUUUUUGGCACAGUUCCAGUAUGGUACACCACUCAUAAACUGUAUUUUUAAAAUUAAACAUCCUCCUAUGUAUAGUUGGCUGUGUGUUGCUUUUUGAGAUUUGUUCAGUAGAUGUCUAUCCACCUUUUCUUGGAGCUCGAGGUUAUGUACAGAGCCCACCUAUCCUCUCAAUAGCCAUGAGAGGCAGAUCCAGACCAAGAGAAGGACAAGGUCACCCUCUGACUUUCCAUAAACUUGGAGGUGGAUUCGAACAGGGGUUUUCUCAGACUUCUCAACUCCAGUGACUCUCAAGUCUUUGAAGUCAUUCAAGGUCAUUCUUUGAAAUACCUUCGAGCAGAAG